AUGAAAGUCCUCUCUUCUCUAUGGGCAUUCCUGGCCUUGAGUGCGAUCACCCAUGCCGCCCAUACAUCCAACUGGGCGGUCCUAGUAUCGACCUCUCGCUUCUGGUUCAACUACCGCCAUCUUGCCAACACCCUCUCCCUAUACCGAACCGUCAAACGUCUCGGCAUCCCCGAUUCUCAGAUCCUACUGCUCCUGCCCGACGAUAUGGCCUGCAAUCCUCGAAAUGCCUUCUCCGGCACCGUUUACUCCAAUGCGGACCGCCGUAUGGACCUCUAUGGUGAAAAUGUCGAAGUGGACUACCGCGGCUAUGAAGUCACAGUGGAGAACUUCAUCCGCUUAUUGACCGACCGUUGGGAAGAGAGCGUCCCCGCCAGCAAGAGGUUGCAGACAGACGAAGGAAGCAACAUCCUGAUCUACAUGACCGGUCAUGGUGGGAGUGAGUUUCUCAAAUUUCAAGACAGCGAGGAGAUCUCCAGUUGGGACCUGGCCGACGCCUUCUCCCAGAUGCGCGAGAAGAAGCGUUACAAUGAAAUGCUGUUCAUGAUUGAUACCUGUCAGGCCAACACUCUGUAUCGACAGUUCUACGCUGAAGGUGUCAUUGCAACGGGCUCUUCCGAAGAAGAUGAGAGUUCUUAUUCGCAUCACGCGGACAACGAUGUUGGGGUCGCUGUCAUUGACCGAUGGACAUAUUACGUACUCGAAUUCCUCGAAACGCAAGUCACGGGUCCAACAUCAGACAAGACGCUCGGCGAUCUCUUCGACAGCUAUGAUGUGGGCAAAAUACACUCGAGGCCAGGCGUCCGCUGGGAUCUAUUCCCAGGUGGAGAGGGGGCAGGCAGAAGUCGACGAGUUGUUGAUUUCUUCGGCAAUGUCCAGAGUGUCGAAGUCCAGCAGAACGGGAACAACAAAACUGGACCUGAACUUCUGAAAGACGACAUUGAGGGUUUGAAGCGACUAGUCCAGGAGUACGAAUCAUUCGCCCAGGCUCAGGAAGGAAAUCAAACUCAGAUGGCUGACAUUUUGGCCCGGAGGAGCAAAGACGCGCAGUCGACUCGGACGUCGAAAAUGACUCAACGACCAAACACAGUCCAGAAGGUCAAGCUUGCAGAUGAUACAACGACUCAAUGGACUCGACAGGCUGCCGGUGUUUCCGUUCUCUCCGGGCUUGCCGCUCUUUGGUACUUUGCGCCCAAGGCUAUCUCGAGCUGA
Molecule: messenger RNA, 1209 nt
Organism: Exophiala bonariae
Lineage: Eukaryota; Fungi; Ascomycota; Eurotiomycetes; Chaetothyriales; Herpotrichiellaceae
Gene: GPI8
Product: glycosylphosphatidylinositol anchor biosynthesis
Exons: 1
Coding region: 1-1209 (402 amino acids)
Biological process (GO): attachment of GPI anchor to protein; proteolysis
Cellular component (GO): GPI-anchor transamidase complex
Molecular function (GO): GPI-anchor transamidase activity
Source: RefSeq, a predicted model, not a curated record